GAGAGAGAGAGCUGUGGAGAUGAGCUGUAGAGACGAAAAGCCUCUGCUGUUGAGAGCCAGUGAGACGCUGGAGGGCUGCAAGAGGAGACGCAGGUCCAAAAGAGAGGUUGAGGGGCUUCAGAGACAGGAGCGGGGUGGUAAAAGGUAGAAAAAAGGAGACAGGGCGAUAACAUCAGAAACGGGAAACGAGGCUCGGGUGGUUUGAGAAUGAGCUGCAAGUGGGAGCAAAUCGGAUAAAAGUUGGAGAGAAAACGGCAGGAGUGGGAAGCGAAGACAGAUCGGGGAGAUACUGCCGAAGUUGAUGUCAAAAGUGGGAGGAGAUUUAUGGCAAAAGAGAAGGAAGCUCUCGCUAUCUCAGGAGUCCGUCCCCCCCGUGCUUCUCGUGGACAUCACCCGUCAGCAUGUUCUCUGACAGCAGAGCUCCGGUGGCCAAGGAGCACAGAGCCUUCAAGCCUCACGCCCCUCACUUCAUCCCGUGGCUACGCAACAGCCUCAAGUCCCAGCAAAGCGUUGACCUGGGGCUCAACGGGCCCUACAAAUCCAAUCCCGAGCUCCACGACAACCUGGCCCCUCUGGAGAGAACCAAAGGGAUCGGGAUUUUCUCCAUCCCAGGGAAGAACAAGACGAAGAAGAGCGAGCUGCGUUGCAACGGCGUCGGAAUGGCCAGGAUGCUGCCCGUGGUGCUGAGGGGCCACCACAUCUUGGGAAAACAGAAGGAAGGCAGUCCCGCCAAGUCCAAGCAGUCUUCGGAGGUGGAACUCGAUCCCAUUAGCCUCGGCGGCGCUCCCACGCCUGGCUCCCCGGUCACAAAAUACGGGCCUCUUGUGGGAAGUCCCCCGGUUCCUACUUCCGCUCUUCUAACUGAAGGUUCAGACUCUAAGGUUGGCGUCUGCAUGGAGGAAAGCAGGGAAGAUGUUUGGGACUACACCGGCCAUGUUAUUCAUCAGAGAGACCUGCAGUCAUCUGUGUGGCUCAGCUCAAACCCUCAGGGAUCAUCGAAAGAUGGACAGCGUGGCUUCAGAUCUAGUUUCAGCUACAUCAGCAGGAACUGUCAGAGCCAAAGGGACCUGAGCGCGCUCAGAGAACCACCUGCGGAGGGCUCCGGUGCCCCGCUCAAUGGAGUCAUCUUUUCCACCGAGGUUCCUCACAAAGGUCUGGGCUUUACCACCACUCUGCGAGGUCCAGGGAAACACGGCAAGCGCAUUCCAGCGUUGGGCGCGAGCCAGGCCAGGUGGCUCCGGCACAAACCAAAGAGUCAGGAGGACUCACAGAGGACGGGGACGGAGUGCAAUCGAAAAAUGGUUCGGAACCAGCUCAAACGGGUGGUGGAUAACCUGGAGCAGGUUCUGACUGCACUGAGGGAUGUUCAACAGGAAAUGAAAGAGGUAGUUCAUCAGAUCGACUAUCUGACCUCCUGCAUCGACCUGGAUGAAGAAGAACAGCACCAGUCAGCAGGAGGCGAGAGCUGCUCCUCUUCUGGCUCUAAUGAAGUGACGGUGAUCAGCGCCCAUCCGAGGCCCUCGGUGUCAAUAGAUCACCGGGGGGCCACUUUCACUCUGAGGAGAGACCAUCCCAUUCGGAGGGAAUCGCCUCCAGUUGACUUGCCAUGCCAACUGAGCACAGAGUUGACCAGAACUAUUCGGUUCGGAAGUUCUCCCCGACGCGGAGGGCUACUAACGUUGGUCAACAAUCCCGAUUCUUCAACUCUGCCGCCCCCCACGUUGUCCCCUCAAAGAAGCCUCCCCGUCCGGCCGCCCACCCCCGGACUCUCCCCGCUGACAGUCAACCUUCCCAAGUCUCCUCCAUCAUCCCCAGGAGCCUCAUCCUCCGUCAUGAUCAGCCCCAUCUCCCCCGUGUCCCCAAAAUGUCAUCCGACCGCCGUGCUCGGCCCAUCUGUCAUCAUCGAGCCGCCGCGAAACGACCACCCGGCGACCGUGCGCUUCUGUCCGUCCGCGACAUCUCGACACCCAUCUGCCAGCUGCCCACCCACAGACCCGGAGACGCCGGUCCACGCGGAUAGAGAGAGGCGAGCGUCAUCGGCGGGGCCGCCUCUGGCGGGGGCCGUCAAACCGCCAUCUGGGCAAGGCCGCAGGGGCCGCAAGCCUCCGCCUUACCCUCACAACAGACUCUCAGACUGCGCAAAAACAACGCAGGAUCCCCGCAAAGCUCCUCCGUACCCUGAGAAAAGAAGACUGCUCUCAACCACGGUGUGAGACUGCGGCCCCUCCAACAGCAAGAGAGUUUCAAGGCCGGGCCACAAUGAGAUGAGACAGACCAGGUUUCCAAGGUGACAGAACGUAGACUUGGGGUGAGUAAGGAAAGAACAGCUUGUCUACAAAUCUCCCUGGUACUUAGACUCAACACACACACAGCCCAUCAUAACAUCUGUCCGGGUUAAUGUUCUGGUAACAAGAGCCCCUGUGCAGAUGCUCGCUUUGUACCCACAGAUUGCACUUUUUGGGCUUGAUGAUCCCAAAUUGUGGCCGCCAAAUUGUACGUUCACUCGAGCAGAUUGACGGGCUUUUUUUUUUUUUGGCGCUAGUCGUUUGACGCUUGAUGUACUAUGAUUGUGGCACAGGGUGUAAAAGCUGAUGAUUUUCAGAAUUUUAGAGAGCACCGUGAGUGCAAAAAGUUUCAAGUGCUGGAAUUGGAAGUGUCAGGGGAAAAGGCAAAUAAUGCGAGUUACACAAAAUAAAUCUGUUAAUUUGAUGAUUUUGGGGCAAGCCAGCAAAUGCAGAAAAGGCAUGUUUUGUUUGAUUUAACUCAUCCUGAUUGCGUGGGAAUUAGAUGUAUGUGUCCAUCCUGCGUAACGCUGACAGCACACCUUGAAAACUGAUCUGGGCACAAGGUAUGCCGAAAUGACACAGACAAAAUGAAAUGUAGUGUUGAAAUGACUCAUUCUCGUAACUGGCUCCAAGUCGGCACUUGGAUUAUUCAGAAGCUCCAAAAAUGCAUUGCUGAAUAGACGAUAUGUCGCAAUAUAUACACUGUAUAUAUAUUUUUUGGCACUUCAACAAAUGUUUACAUGUACACAAGUGGACAACAACUAUCUCCUGUCAUCUCUCGUUUUGCCUGUGCCU
Hippocampus comes (tiger tail seahorse) is the source of this 3080-nucleotide messenger RNA. RefSeq lists its product as uncharacterized. The record is from RefSeq and is a predicted model, not a curated record. Bases 402 to 2213 code for a protein of 603 amino acids. Gene Ontology annotation, biological process: positive regulation of cell size; positive regulation of translation. The transcript is spliced from 3 exons. Lineage: Eukaryota; Metazoa; Chordata; Actinopteri; Syngnathiformes; Syngnathidae.